Molecule: messenger RNA, 2402 nt
Organism: Botrytis porri
Lineage: Eukaryota; Fungi; Ascomycota; Leotiomycetes; Helotiales; Sclerotiniaceae
Exons: 2
Coding region: 1004-2236 (410 amino acids)
Biological process (GO): carbohydrate metabolic process; GDP-mannose biosynthetic process
Cellular component (GO): cytosol
Molecular function (GO): mannose-6-phosphate isomerase activity; zinc ion binding
Source: RefSeq, a predicted model, not a curated record
UCUUGGCUUGAGGUUGGGUGGAAGUUUUUAAGAAAAUGAAUAAUUUUGAACCUAUUCAGACGAGAUGUAAUCAAACUUCGAAUUUUCAACCCUUGCGAAUCCUAAAUUUGAUGGAUUCAACAGACAACGGAAAAGAAAAUAAGAUUAAUAUAUAAAAUCAUUUAUCCUUCCUCCGUCAUCUCUUUCCUCUUCUUUGUUCUACAUACAUACCACCCAAGGGAUGAAGAGUACAUUACCUACCUCAAAUACCCCGUGAACGUGUCCGGAUUUCUACAUCUAACGAGACGUUCUAGGCAAAGAUUAGGGGUAACCCAAUAUACCAUCAACAUCCGGCUUCCUCGACAUACCUACCAGAUAGUAUCUAUUUCGAUUUCUCCGAGAAGCUCUGAAGAAGAUGGCAAUUCUCAUCAAAGCCAUCCUCUACACACCGGAUAAUUAAUACUUUUCAAUACGACAUGACAUGCCUUCUGGCCCGUCUAUUCACCUCACCAGAAGAUUGCACCUGUGCAUCCAUCCAUUUCUUCCAAAAGAAGGCUCUUUAAGCUUCUCAUCAAUUUUAUUAAUAGAGCUCGGUAUGCCCUGUGCUGUCAGUCCCAAGCUUUUUGUACCAUGCAAUGAUGCCUCGAACAUGCACACUAAAAUGUCAGAGUGGCACCGUGGGGGUCUAGAAGACAAGCGAUGAUAAUCUGAUUGAUUCUUCGAUCCGUGUCCGCCGGACACACAGAACCCUCUUCAUCCACAGAAAUUAAAUAUUAUGAUGUAAGAACAUGUCAACUUACAAAGCUCAAAAUCCAACGUCAUUGUCUAUGCAAGUGUACAGGACAUACCUCCGGGUCGCCAGAUGGAGUAUGGAAUCCUUUUAAAAGCUUGGUAGGUAUCAAUUUCUCUAUAUUUCAAUCUCAUUAUUAUCAUUGUUUGUUCUCUUGCUUCAUAUUCCGCAAAUUCCAAAAAUUGUGUAUCAAAACAGCAAAUAUACGCCUUAAUCCAGACAAAACUCUUCACAAUGUCAGAAUCUUCGUCAGUCAUUCAAUUGGAAUGCCAAUGCAACAACUAUCCAUGGGGUCGUCAAGGUAAGGAGUCUUUAGCAGCAAAGUAUGCAGCUUCUACUCCAGGAGGUAAAUUCAAGCUUGAUGAGAGUAAAGAAUACGCAGAGAUGUGGAUGGGAACCUAUCCGACUACACCAUCUCUUAUCUUGUCGAAUGGCAAAGACUUACAAGAGCAUCUCAAUGCCAACAAGGAGAAGCUGAUUGGGAAACCAACACUCGAUAAAUUUGGAGCAGAUCUACCAUAUUUACCAAAGAUCCUUUCAAUAGCUAAAGCUUUACCUCUUCAAAUUCAUCCUAACAAGAAGCUUGCGGCCAAGCUUCAUGAACAAGACCCUGAGAAGUUCGGCGACACAAACCACAAACCCGAAAUUGCCGUUGCCCUUGGAAAAUUCGAAGUUUUCGUCGGAUGGAAACCCAUUUCUGAUAUCCAAUCGCUCUUCACCAGCAUCCCAGUUCUCACCUCCAAAUUCCUCUCUUCCUCAUCCGACACCAUCGACAAAGAUACAUUGAAAUCCAUCGUCCACAAAAUCCUUUCUCUCUCCGAUGAGGAAAUAAAAUCCAUCUAUAACACUCUCAAAGACACCCCAUCCUCGAAAUUCCCCAACUCACCAUACAUUCCCGACCUACUACCCCGCCUCGCUGAUCAAUACUCCGCCUCAGAUCCCGGUAACCUUGUCGCCCUCCUCACAAUGAACUAUCUUAUCCUCCAAAAAGGCGACGCCAUCUACGUCCCCGCAGACGGUAUCCACGCCUACCUCUCCGGCGACAUCGUAGAAUGCAUGGCACGCUCCGAUAACGUUCUCAACACUGGUUUCUGCCCCCGUGCCGACCGCGACUCUGUCGAUCUCUUCAGCGCCGCGUUGACAUUUUCUCCCGUCGGAAAAGAUGAAUGUAUACUCAAGCCUACAUCAAGCUCCAAGGGUAAGAAUGGUAAAACCAAGGUCCUCGCACCACCAAUGAGCGAAUUCGAUAUGUUAGUUUUAGAGCUUCAAAAAGGAGAAAAGGAAACGAUUGAGAAGCUGGGAGGGCCUAGUAUCAUGGUUGUUACCGGUGGUAAAGGAACUAUGAAAACGGGAGGAGAAAAGUUUGAGGUCAAGGAAGGAUAUGUAUUCUUUGUGGGAGUAGGUACCGAGUUGGAGUUUGAAGCUGAGGAGGGAUUGGAGGCACAUAUUGCUUUCUGUGAAGCGUAGUAAAUCAAAGUUCUAGAUGGUAAAUGUUAGACAAGGAUGACACAAUGCGAUAUGAUACGACUAGUACAAUAGUUUUCUCAUAAUGUGGUUCAUCAGUAUGUGGACUAUAUCACCAUAUGAACCAUUUCAGAAAUACAUCAAAAUCGAGCUUUUUUUAAUAUUUAUA